Bacillus rossius redtenbacheri is the source of this 1053-nucleotide messenger RNA. RefSeq names its product collagen alpha-2(I) chain-like. NCBI's taxonomy places the organism in Eukaryota, Metazoa, Arthropoda, Insecta, Phasmatodea, Bacillidae. The record is from RefSeq and is a predicted model, not a curated record. Bases 1 to 1053 code for a protein of 350 amino acids. The transcript is spliced from 6 exons.
AUGCCAGGUUCGGAGCUGGCCGGCAGCCCUGCACGGUCAUCCGGGCACCUCGGCCAGAACGGGCCGGGUGUGAGGAGACUCAGGCGGUCUGCUGGCAGCCGGGCACCUCGGCCAGCACGGGCCGGGUGUGAGGAGACUCAGGCGGUCUGCUGGCAGCCGGGCACCUCGGCCAGCACGGGCCGGCCGGGCACCUCGGCCAGCACGGGCCGGGUCCGGGCACCUCGGCCAGCACGGGCCGGGUGUGAGAAGACUCAGGCAGUCUGCUGGCAGCCGGGCACCUCGGCCAGCACGGGCCGGCCGGGCACCUCGGCCAGCACGGGCCGGGUGUGGGAAGACUCAGGCGGUCUGCUGGCAGCCGGGCACCUCGGCCAGCACGGGCCGGGUGUGAGGAGACUCAGGCGGUCUGCUGGCAGCCGGGCACCUCGGCCAGCACGGGCCGGGUGUGGGAAGACUCAGGCGGUCUGCUGGCAGCCGGGCACCUCGGCCAGCACGGGCCGGCCGGGCACCUCGGCCAGCACGGGCCGGGUGUGGGAAGACUCAGGCAGUCUGCUGGCAGCCGGGCACCUCGGCCAGCACGGGCCGGGUGUGAGGAGACUCAGGCGGUCUGCUGGCAGCCGGGCACCUCGGCCAGCACGGGCCGGGUGUGAGGAGACUCAGGCGGUCUGCUGGCAGCCGGGCAUCUCGGCCAGCACGGGCCGGGUGUGGGAAGACUCAGGCGGUCUGCUGGCAGCCGGGCACCUCGGCCAGCACGGGCCGGGUGUGAGGAGACUCAGGCGGUCUGCUGGCAGCCGGGCACCUCGGCCAGCACGGGCCGGGUGUGGGAAGACUCAGGCGGUCUGCUGGCAGCCGGGCACCUCGGCCAGCACGGGCCGGGUGUGGGAAGACUCAGGCGGUCUGCUGGCAGCCGGGCACCUCGGCCAGCACGGGCCGGGUGUGAGGAGACUCAGGCGGUCUGCUGGCAGCCGGGCACCUCGGCCAGCACGGGCCGGGUGUGAGGAGACUCAGGCGGUCUGCUGGCAGCCGGGCACCUCGGCCAGAACGGGCCGGGUGUGA